Fusarium subglutinans is the source of this 1317-nucleotide messenger RNA. Its product is annotated as CMGC kinase. NCBI's taxonomy places the organism in Eukaryota, Fungi, Ascomycota, Sordariomycetes, Hypocreales, Nectriaceae. The transcript is spliced from 2 exons. The record is from RefSeq and is a predicted model, not a curated record. Gene Ontology annotation, biological process: protein phosphorylation. Gene Ontology annotation, molecular function: protein kinase activity; ATP binding. Bases 1 to 1317 code for a protein of 438 amino acids.
AUGGCGUCAAAGGGGUCACACAGCCCUUCCUCUACGCAAGAUCAAUUCGACGAUGAUAUCGUAUUUGAUUACCAUGAUCUCGACCAUGCCCCAGCAACCUCACAAGGCACAUUCCUCAAGGGCUCAAAGGAGGACGUCGAACCCUUAGAGGAAUACCAGGAAGGUGGCUAUCAUCCAAUCCACAUUGGUGAUGUGCUUGGUCCGUCAGAUCGGUACCGAGUUAUCCAUAAGCUUGGCCAUGGAGGCUUUGGCACUGUGUGGCUUUGUCGGGACUUACUAGAAGCCCGUUAUGUUGCCCUCAAGGUCAUGGUCAGUGAUCUAAAGUCCGACGAGAUUCUUGACUUCGGCUUGGCUGAGCUGGAUCAGUCCUUGCCAGGUGUCCAGUUCAUCGCGUCUCCUUUGGAUUCAUUCUCCAUUGAGGGACCUAAUGGGACCAACCAGUGCCUGACACUGCCACCACUUGGGCCUUGCGUGUCCCCCCGAUUAUGGAUGCGACUGGAGAAAGACCCUGCUACAAUCUUACGGAAAUUUGCCUAUCAGACUACGCAAGCAUUGGCCUUCUUACACAAGAAUGAGAUCUGCCACGGAGACUUUCGUCCAUCUAAUAUUUUAGUCAAGUUGUGCAACCUGGAUCAUCUUUCUGAAGAAGAUCUCCUCUCCCUUUUAGGGCGCCCUGGGGAAGUCCAAGUGCAGACAGAGUCAGGAGAAGAUCUUCCAGCAUCUAGCCCAAGAUACCUUGUACCGCCAGCAGACAUCUCCCGGCUCGGGAACGAGUUUCUCACAGAGGAUAUUUGUGUCAUUGACUUUGGCGAAUCAUUCAAGUUCUCAUCGCCACCAGAGGAUCUUGGUAUUCCAGAGAAUUACCUACCACCAGAGAUCCUUCUUGAGCACCCUGAUGCGAUUGGUCCCACCUGCGAUCUUUGGGCUCUUGGCUGCACUUUAUUCGAGAUAAGGGAGCAACUCCCGCUAUUUUACAUGAUCUACGACAAAGAUGAACUAUUAGCAGAAAUGGUGAGGUUCUUCGGCAAGCUUCCCGAAGAUUGGUGGAUGAGCUGGGAAGCCCGUGAAGAAUAUUUCGACGCUGAUGGGAAGUGGCUUCGUGAAGAAGAAGACUGGUCUCUCGAAGUGGCGUUGAGCAAACCAAUCGAGAUCUUUGAAUCGGGCGAGAAGUACAAAGAGGGGCCUAAGAAGUCAUUACAAACUCCUGAAGUUGAACAAAAGUUGAUGACGGAUCUACUGUAUCGGCUGUUCAAGUAUGAUCCUCGAGAACGGAUUAGCGCGGAGGAAGUUCUUAGACAUGAGUGGUUCAGACUAUAG